This is a messenger RNA of Erythranthe guttata (spotted monkey flower), 1557 nucleotides long. Its product is annotated as Tetratricopeptide repeat (TPR)-like superfamily protein. The record is from RefSeq and is a predicted model, not a curated record. Gene Ontology annotation, molecular function: protein binding. NCBI's taxonomy places the organism in Eukaryota, Viridiplantae, Streptophyta, Magnoliopsida, Lamiales, Phrymaceae.
UUUGAGUCAACAUUUCAUUUGUAUUCUGUAUUUUUUGACCGACGGCGUACGAUAGCCUGCCUCCGCCAUGGAUAUGCCUGAAUCACCACCACCACCACCAGAAAACUCUUCGCCGAUCUCCACCGCCACCGCCGCCGCCGAUAUGGUGGACGACGACCCACUCUCGAGCCCGUACGCGUCUCUAAACUCCCACUGCCACGAACUCUCCACCCUGCAGGACCUCGCCUGCCGCGGCGCGUGGCAAACCAUCCUCGACAAGGUGGCGCGUUCUCGCUCACUCUCCCUCCUCACCAAACCGCACGAGCACCUCAUCUACCUCACCUUCAACCUCCUCUCCCUCGUCAAGCUCCGCCGCUACUCCGACGCCCAAUCCGAGGCCCAAACCCUAGACGAAGAUCUCGAAUCCGAUCAGUACCUAUACGAAUCGUACCCGGAUCAUUACCCGACCCGAAAACCCGGAUCCAUGAUCCCUUUCGCCCUGCGUUGGUUGCACGCCCACUUACCCUUUACCCUAGGCGACCGUCAAUUAUCCCUCGAUCGCCUCUACUCCCUCCUACAUUUCAUCCGCAGCAAAAGGCUUUCGCAAAAUCAAGAAUCGAUCGGCGAAACCUCGCUAACACUCUGGAAAAAGCGCGAUUCUUUCGUAGUGAACACGAUCGUAAGCCACCAUUUGAGCCAGAAGGAAUUCAAGGUGUGCUUGUCUCUGCUGAAAUCCGAAAUCGCCAAAAACGACGACCCUUUGCUCCUGUCGAAAUUGGGCUACGUCGAAAUGCAGUACGGCGAUCUCGACAGGGCGAGGCGUAAUUUCGAGGCGGUGGAGAAAUCGAUUGUGGGUAGUGAGAAUAUGAAAAAUGAUGUGGGGUUGAAGAAUCUUGUGAGUAGGAACAAGGCGUUGAUGUUCUUGGUGGCGAAGGAUUACGUGUCGGCCGUACGAGAGUACGACGAGUGUAUCGAUAGAGAUGGAUCGGAUGUUGUGGCGAUUAAUAAUAAAGCGAUUUGUUUGAUGUACUUGAGGGAUUUGUCGGAUUCGAUUAAGGUUUUGGAGAACGCGUUGGAGAGGGUUCCUACGAUGGCGUUGAACGAGACCCUCGUGGUGAAUUUGUGCAGUAUGUACGAGCUGGCGUACGUGAACCAUGCCGAUGUGAAGAAGACGCUUAGCACUUGGAUCGCCAGGGUGGCGCCCGACGAUUUCGAUACUUCGUGUACGAGGAUUUGAGGUACACAUGUUCUUUCUUGUUGUAAGGAAAUAAAAAAUGGAGUCUUUGAGCUGAAAUUAUUCGAUGAUUAUUUUGUUUCUUGAGGUGAUUUUGUUUGUUGUUUCGUUGUUCUGUUUCGAUAACGGGAUUGGUCGGUGUUUUUCCCGAGAAAAAGUACAAUUUAGUUGUCGAAAUGUUUUUUCGCAAGAUAUGAUACGACAGUAUACUAUGUAAAGGAUUAUUUAUGGUGUGGAAAAUUUUCUCCGAGAAAAUCGUCGUUGUUCAAUGUCCGUUCGGUUUCGAUGCUUAUGAUUAACUUCAAUUUUUUUUUUAAUUUUAUCAAAUUUGCAUUUGUGUCCUA